This is a messenger RNA of Xenopus laevis (African clawed frog), 1183 nucleotides long. It is a transcript of the gene stum.S, whose product is annotated as stum, mechanosensory transduction mediator homolog S homeolog. The record is from RefSeq and is a predicted model, not a curated record. The transcript is spliced from 4 exons. The coding region runs from base 148 to 534 and encodes 128 amino acids. Gene Ontology annotation, cellular component: membrane. NCBI's taxonomy places the organism in Eukaryota, Metazoa, Chordata, Amphibia, Anura, Pipidae.
GACAGGAGAGGAGGAGUAGGAGGAGGAGGAGAGGAAUUGCCUUUUCUCUCUCUCUCGCUCAGUCUGACCCCAGACAAACCUGCACCAAGUUCCAGCACAUCCCGACCCACUGCUCUCUGCUCAGGGCACCCAGGGGGCACAGCCACAAUGAAUAUCAAAGAAGGGGACAUGAUAGACAGGGGCACGUCUGCCAGUGGAGUGGUGGUACAGGUCAGAGAGAAGAAGGGACCCCUGAGAGCUGCCAUCCCUUACAUGCCAUUCCCUGUGGCUGUCAUCUGCCUCUUCCUCAACACCUUUGUGCCUGGGCUGGGAACGUUUGUAUCAGCUUUCACUGUACUGUGUGGGGCCAGGACAGACCUGCCAGACAGACACAUGUGUUGCGUCUUCUGGCUGAACAUCGCCGCUGCUCUUAUCCAAAUCCUCACGGCGAUCGUAAUGGUGGGGUGGAUCAUGAGCAUAUUCUGGGGAAUGGACAUGGUCAUCCUUGCGAUCUCACAAGGGUACAAGGAUCAAGGGAUUCCUCAGCAGCUGUAAAUUGAUGAAAUCCCUCCUCUCCCGGUAUCUUUACUCAGUAUUUACUGUGUGAAUCUUCUCCUUUGGAGCUCGGCACUGAACCAUGAGGAACUGGAACACAUUAGUUUCAGUGAUGGAACCCACCAAAUCUGGGCCCAAAAUUGGAACUUUACGUUGAAAUUUUUUGGUUCAUUAGGAAUUAUAAAUCCAGUAUCCGGGUUUCCCUAGGAUCCAGCCUAACUGGCACCGCUGUUCUGCUUCUAUUGGUACCAAACCUGACUAUUAGCAGCAUCCACGUUCUUUAGCAAGUGGCCAGUGGCAUAAAAAUGGCUUACACCGCUAAGAAUAUGGCUUCCAACCGGAGGAAUCAACUCCCCGAAGGGAUUAGAGACGGAUCCUAUCGCUCUCACUCUUCAUGUUUAAUUGCACUUUUCUUAAUUACAGGAGCUACAAAGGGCACAUAAACCCCUCUCUCCAGUAUAUUCAUGUAUUAAGUGUUUCUUACCUACUGGAUGGACAAUAUGGCGGACACUCCACUCUGACUCAAAUAUAUAGCUAUAUGGAAAUGUAUUAUUUGGUAUCUGGGCUAUAGAGCAGAAAGACAAGUAUCAUUGGCCAUGAGUAUGUAGACAUUUUUUCAAACGCAAUUAAAAAGUGACUUUGUACCGAC